AUGAAUUCUGCCUUCAGCUGUGCAGGUUUAGGUUGCUGCCUGUCCUCAGCACACUCACUGCCGGGGGGAACUCAGGUAGCAUGUGUGAGGGCGAUGGGCCAUGGGACUCCUGAUAAUAUGAACUGGGCUGGACUACUGCAGAAUCUGCUGUUUGUGGUCUAUCUGCAGCAGGUCAUAUGUGGUUCAGUCCGAUUUUCUAUCCCAGAGGAGCAGGAGCCUAAUAUUCUGGCAGGGUCACUUAGUAAAGACUUUCCACCUCCGUACCAGCUCCUGACCCAGGACUAUUUGUGGGUGGACAAAAACACAGGGAAUUUCUACACCACUGAGCAAAAGAUGGAUCGUGAGGCCCUCUGCCCCAAGGAGACAGAAGCUGAGGAAUGCCUUAUUUUACACAAUGCUGUGGUUGGGCCCUCAGGAGACCUUAUACAGUUUCUUGUGAUCAUAGAGGACAUCAAUGACAAUGCACCCCAUUUUGAAAACAGUGAAAUACACCUGAGGGUGUCUGAGGACAUGACUGUGGGGACCAGUUUCUUAGUAGAUGACCAGGCUCAGGACAGGGAUGCUGGAGAAAACAGCGAGCUGCAUUAUCACCUAGUAGAUUCUGAUGGAGUUUUCAGUUUAAAAGUGGAACAAGACGGGCGUCUCAUCAUGCUGGUUUUGCAAACAGCUUUGGAUAGGGAGACUCGUGACAUGUAUCACAUGGCACUUGUGGCCACCGACUGUGGCUCAGGGCCAUUGAGUGCGACAGCAACUUUAAUAGUCACAGUGACAGAUGUUAAUGACAACUGUCCAAGCUUUAGCACCGAUAGCCCCUGUGAUGUUACCAUCCUCGGCGACUCCCCGAAGAACAUGCUAGUUGCUCAGGUCAGAGCCACAGACCGAGAUUCAGGCCUGAAUGCUGCCAUCGUCUACUCCCUCAGUCCCAAAGUCUCAGAGCGGGCCAAGGAGCUCUUUAGCCUCGACAGCCUCACUGGGUACAUCAGACUAACACAGGACCUCCAGAGUGACAAAUCCGAGGUGCUGCUGUUAAACGUGUUGGCUAGCGGCCAUCACUGCCCCCCAGCAGACACUCAGGUAACCGUAUCCAUCCUCCCCAAGGCAAACCAAGAGCUGACGAUCAAGAUUGGGUUCAUAGCAGAGCAUCACAACCAGACUAUGGUGUUACCAGAGAACCAGCCCCCCACCAUCUUAGCUGUUUUAGAGCUUGAGGGUGACAGCAGCUUUAAAGGCUCAUCUCUUGCCAUUGAGAGCGAAGUGCCUUUCACUUUGAGCCCACAGAAUGGCAAAUAUCUGCUUUCCACCAUAAAGCCCCUAGACUAUGAGAUGAAAAGCGAACAUUAUAUUUAUGUGGUAGUGCAGGGGAGAUCAGCUGAAGGAUCUGUGAUCAUUUCUUCCAGGCGGGUGAUCAGGGUGUUAGUGGCAGAUGUCAAUGAUAAUGCUCCACAUUUCCUCCAGUCUCGCUAUCAACUGGAGGUGGAGGAAAACAACCAGCCGGGGAAGUUACUGCUGAGGGUCUCAGCAUCAGACGCAGACAGUGGAUACAACAGCAGGGUGACCUACAGCCUGGACAAACACACAUCUACCAUCUUUAACAUUGGCCCCGAGACAGGUCAACUGUCCGUGUCAGCCGUUCUGGAUAGGGAACAGCAGGGUGUGCACACGCUCACUGUGUUUGCACGAGAUAGCGGCUCGCCUCCCUUGGAGUCAGUGGCCACAGUAUCCAUUCGUGUUCUGGAUCAGAAUGACAAUGCACCUGCGUUUCUAACUCCUCACUUCAUCUUUUUUAUCCAUGAGAAUGUACCACCGUUCGCCCAGGUGGGCAGGGUUGGGGUGACGGACCCAGACGAAGGAGAGAAUGGGAACACAGAGUUGCAUGUUGUAAACAGCAGUGGACCUUUUGUUGUGGAUAACACCAAGGGGACACUGCACACCACCAACAACUUGGACCGCGAGACAGACGAUCACUAUGAACUCUACCUUCUGGCCAGCGAUCAUGGGCACCCGUUCACUUUGACUUCUGCUGCCAGGGUAACUAUCUUUGUGGAGGACAUCAAUGACAACCAGCCAAAAGUGAUCCUUCCAAGCAGCAACUCCUCGUGCCAAACUGUCUCUCCAGCAACCAUUGCAGGCACCUUAGUAACAAAGAUCUAUGCUAUCGAUGAGGACUUAGGGCUGAAUUCGGAGAUUACCUACACUGUUGUGGCGCCUGAGUCGGCGCAAAACAGCAGCCCCUUCCGGUUGGAUUCAAGGUCAGGGAACAUCACCGUAGCUCAGCAACUCCUACAGAAAGACCUUGGAAUGCAUCACAUGUUCAUUGUGGUCAGAGAUGGGGGGAAACCAGCUCCACUUUAUACCACUAUCUGGGUUAAUCUCUUGGUCAAUGAGAGCAUGGGACCCUGCAACUUAGACAGAGUGCCCACCUGGACAGGGACAUCGGACUUGGAUCAAACCCCCUCAAAAGCCCCCAUCUGUGAGGUGGAGGACACCAGGUCUGCACAGCUGACGCUGUUAGUAGGCCUGGGCAUGAUGCUGGUGUCCACAUGUUUGCUUAUGGUGACAAUUGUUUUAUACCUGAAACAGAAGAGAAAAAGUCUACAACAAAACAGGGGGGGACACGUUGAGGAGAAUGAGAUUCCACUCAGGCUGAAAGAUAAAUAUUACUCUGAUGAUUAACAGA
Cyclopterus lumpus (lumpfish) is the source of this 2677-nucleotide messenger RNA. RefSeq names its product protocadherin 20 (gene pcdh20l). Gene Ontology annotation, molecular function: calcium ion binding. Lineage: Eukaryota; Metazoa; Chordata; Actinopteri; Perciformes; Cyclopteridae. The record is from RefSeq and is a predicted model, not a curated record. Gene Ontology annotation, cellular component: plasma membrane. Gene Ontology annotation, biological process: homophilic cell-cell adhesion.